This is a messenger RNA of Ictalurus punctatus (channel catfish), 4208 nucleotides long. RefSeq names its product SPARC (osteonectin), cwcv and kazal like domains proteoglycan 3 (gene spock3). The transcript has 11 exons. NCBI's taxonomy places the organism in Eukaryota, Metazoa, Chordata, Actinopteri, Siluriformes, Ictaluridae. The record is from RefSeq and is a predicted model, not a curated record. The coding region runs from base 299 to 1447 and encodes 382 amino acids. Gene Ontology annotation, molecular function: calcium ion binding; protein binding.
AGAGGACGGCGCUGAGAGAGUGAGAGAGAGAGAGAGAGAGAGAGCAUCCGCCUUCAUGAACAUACGCUCAGUGCGCAGAAACAGAGGCAGAGAGAAGUAGCGCGCGACAGCGCUCGUGCCCUCGUGCUGAAGGUGACAAGGAACGGAUUGCUCUAUUGGGAACAGAGAGAGAGAGAGAGAGAGAGAGAGAGAGAGAGUGUGUGUGUGUGUGUGAGAGAGAGAGAGAGAGAGAGCAGUAACGGCUCGGUGCGCGCAGCUUCACGCGACAGCUCUGAGUCCCUUUUCUGAAGGUGACGCGAUGCUCCGCGCCGUCAUGCUGCUCGUGUGCGUGUGCGCGGCGGUGAUCACCGGAGCGGCCGCCCGCCAAGACAACGGCAAUUUUCUAGACGACAAAUGGCUGACGGCUCGAUGGGACAAAUUCCGUGACGAGCCCGGAUCGUGGAACCCCGGGAAGCCGCUUGAUCAAGCUCUGGAUCCUGCCAAAGACCCCUGCUUAAAGAUCAAAUGUGGCCGACACAAGCAGUGCGUGGCCGACGACAACAAAACGCCGACCUGCGUUAGCCAGACGAGCUUAAAGAGCAUGACUUUCAAGCCUGUGAUGGGGAAGUGCAAGAGAUGUCCGCUGGCACGUCCUGCACCAGUCUGUGCGACAGACAGACACACUUAUCCUACCAAGUGUCAAAUGGAGUAUCAGGCAUGUAUCUCUGAAACACAGAUUGCAGUGAAGUGUUUGGGACAGUGUCCAUGUGCGUCAGAAAUAAACAAAUCUGUGGAGAAGAAAGAGUGCGGCGAUGCUGAACUGAACAAAGUGGCGAGCAGACUGAGAGACUGGAGCAGAGAUGUGCACGAAAUGAGCUCUCGCGCGUGCUCUCUGCACGGGUGUGCAGUAACGGACGUGACUAAGGCGCCCGUCUGUAAAGGCUCCCUGGGCUGGAUGUUCACCAGACUGGACAUGAACUUUGACCUUCACCUGGACCAGUCCGAACUGGUUGGCCUGGGUUCGGAGAAGGACGACGUAUGCACGAAGGCCUUCCUGAGGUCAUGUGACCUGGGCCGAGACCAGCUCAUCUCCAGCAAAGAGUGGUGCUCUUGCUUCCAGAGACACCAGGAGUCUCCCUGCCAGACAGAGAUCACUAACAUCCACAAACAGCAAGCUAGGAAGAAACUACUGGGUCAGCACGUCCCUUCCUGCGACGACAACGGCUUCUAUAAACCUCACCAGUGCCACGGCAGCAGCGGAGAGUGCUGGUGUGUGGAUCGCUAUGGAAACGAGGUCGCCGGGUCACGCAGGAUGGGCCCGGCCGAAUGUGCAUUGGAGGGUUCUGGAGACUUUGGAAGUGGGGACUCGUUGCUCUCAGACGACGAGGACGACGAUGUCCUGAACGAUCAGGAGGACAUGGGAGAUGACGAAGAAUACGAUGACGACGAUGACAGCUACUUGUCGUAAUCGGCGUUAUGGUUUUUUCUUGUUUUGUUUUUUUUCUUUUCUUUUUCUAAAAGAGGAAGGGGAAACCAAAAGCACGUUUUUAGGCGUCACUUGUAGAAAUGAAGUACUAAUAUUACUAAUGGCUUAGAUCAAGGUAUAUUUCCCUCUUGCUGUGUAACAUUUGUAUUAAAAAAAAUUAAUAGAACUGAUUAAUACGACGCAUUUUAUUUUUGUUAUUUUGAUGUCGUUGAGCGUUUUUGAGAGUGAAUUUGCUAUAUCCCUUUGGGCAGGAAGCAGGAAUGAUCACACACACACACACACACACACAUGCAGAGCUGAUGGCAUAUUUCUAAUAGAAUUUAUACUAGAUCCAUGUUUGUUGCUGUGUGUACUUGUUUUACCGUACCUUAUGAACAUCGUUGCACUCUUUCGGUUUUGAAUAACAAAUAGAGAAUAUGUAAGAUUAAUAAGGAGGAUACAGGAUUAGCGCAUUUCUACCUAAAAAGCAAAGCAGCUCUACUUUACCGAGUUAUCAUUAUCACACAUGUUUCUUGGACAGUGUUAGCUUAAUUGCUAUCCACUACAUCUAUAACACACACAGUGUAAUUACCACAGACAAAAAUAAAUUAACAAAAAGAAAAAAAAACUUGCUUAUUCAGAAUUGAGUGAAAUCUAUCUGUGAACUAAAACACCUCUGGACAUGCUGUUACGCGAAAAUAAUUAGUCUGGAAUAAGAGUUAACUUUGACAAGAAAUAAUUCCUUCUUCUAGAAAACAGCCUAAUCACUGGCGCAAUGCAGAAAUCAAGUCAACUAGUUGAGAGAACGAGCAAACUUAACUAAUUAUUUAGUAAUGAAUAUUGACAUUGACUACUAAAAAAUAUUGGUUACCAGUGGCAGAGAAACUAUGUUGUUUGCAAUAAACAAGCAUUUUAUUUUUGCGUAGCUGCAUAAUUAUAAUCGCAUAUUCUCAAGAGAAUUUGCAGUUUUGUUUUGGCAUAUAGGCAAAGCUUGUCUCGAGCUUGACUCAUUGGAACUCCAUCUUGACUCAUUGGAACUCGAUCUUGACUCAUUUGAACUCCAUCUUGACUCAUUGGAACUCCAUCUUGACUCAUUGGAACUCCAUCUUGACUCAUUGGAACUCGAUCUUGAGUCAUUUGAACUCAAUCUUGACUCAUUGGAACUUGGGAAUUUGAUCUUGACUCAUUGGAACUCCAUCUUGACUCAUUUGAACUUGGUCUUGACUCAUUGGAACUCCAUCAUGACUCAUUUGAACGCCAUCUUGAUUCACUUGAACUUCAUCUUGACUCAUUUGAACGCCAUCUUGACUCAUUGGAACUCGAUCUUGAGUCAUUUAAACUCAAUCUUGACUCAUUGGAACUUGGGAACUUGAUCUUGACUCAUUUGAAAGCCAUCUUGAUUCAUUUGAACUCCAUCUUGACUCAUUUGAACACCAUUUUGACUCAUUUGAACUCAAUCUUGAUUCAUUGGAACUUGAUCUUGACUCAUUUGAACUCCGUCUUGAUUCAUUUGAACUCUGUCUUGACUCUUUGAAAAUCCAUUUUGACUCAUUUGAACACCAUCUUGAUUCAUUUGAACUCCAUCUUGACUCAUUUGAACGCCUUCUUGACUCAUUUGAAAUCCAUCUUGAUUCAUUGGAACUUGAUCUUGACUCAUUUGAACUAAAUGUUGAUUCAUUGGAACUUGAUCUUGACUCAUCUGAACUCAAUCUUGACUCAUUGGAACUCUGUCUUGACUCAUUUGAACUCUGUCUUGGCUUGGUCUCGACCCCCUUUAGGACUCGGUCUUGACUCAAUCUCAGCUAGUCUUGGACUGGACAGUGGCGGCCGACAUUUCUUCUCAAGUAUACUGAAUCUCCAAAUAUUUAAUAAUAACCUUUUUUCUUUUCUUUUCUUUUUUUUACAUUUGUAUGCCAGAAGCAUUUACUUACUGACUCAAAACAACUGCCUCUAGACUUCUAUUAUAAACCAGUAAACAGGUUGUUUUGUUGUGUUCUUCAUCCAGUACAAGAAGAGUUAGAGAAAUCCGACACAUCUGUGCUACUAACGGAGAACGCUACAGAUGUGCUGAAUAAACAUCAGGUUUAAAAAAAAACCCCAUUGGAGUACCCCUUUAACACAGAACGUUAUAUUAGAGACACAUUGACUCAGUGGCUGAUGAGACAAUUAUAAUCUCUCUCUCACAAACACACACACACACACACACACACACACACACACACACACAGGCGUCUGUGUUUGUGCUCCGGCUUUUGGGGGCGACGCCAAACCUGAGAUGAGAUUCAUUGGAGCGUUUUGUGUCUCACACACACACACACACACACACAGUUUUUUUGGUUGUUAUGUGUCAUCUGUUAGCUGUCCUGAGAUGUACAGUGCCUUUGAGUAGAAGAGAAAGAGACUUCUAGGGAAUUUUAGCCUACGGUGUGUUUUUUCCCCCCACUUCUCUGUAUUUCUCUGUGUACAUUUCUGUGGAUAGUUUAUAUUUUGCGACUGACAAAACGUUCAAAAGUUCCAGAUGUUCAGUAUGGGUAUGUCCGUGGUGUCACUUCAUGAUCUUUUGAUUUGAUUCGGAGUUUCGUUUAAAAGCAUAACGUUUUUUCGUGUUCACACCCACGUCAGAGCAAAAUAGACAAACUAGAAGGAGAAAAAUCCCCCCUUUUAUUCCUUUAUGCACAUCUGUCCAGCUAUUGGUCUAGACGUUCCAAAUGCAUUUUUUACAGUGUAUGUAAUAUUUGCUGAAAUAAAGUUCUAUCAACCUGAA